UCCUCACUCUCUCCCGCACCUAACACAUCUUUAUUUCUCCUGUACCCUAUUCUUAAACCGACUUUACCUUUGUUGCGAUUCCCAAAAAAAAAAAAACUAAAAAAAUUAAUCAAAAUCUAAAAAUAAAAAUAAUAACCGAUGGUUAUGAUGGUGUUUAUCAAAUCCCAGUUUCCAAACACAAACAGAAAACCCUAAAAAACCGAACGUUCUCUUUUCCCUCUUCGCUUUUUCUCCCUCCCUUUCUUUCUUCGCAACUCCCAAAUCAACCCAAUCUCUCUCUUCCACUUCACUCUCCUUCGUCAGAUCCGUCAGAUCUGUAACCCUCCUAGCUCUGCUCCUCGCAAAUCCACACGAUUUCACUUCCAGAUCUAUUUCACGCGCCUCCAACCUGACUGCACGCGCCGCUGGUAUGGUUGUGAACGGAAGGCCUUUAAAGAGAAUGAAGAGGAGAGUCACCGCUGAUCUCUGCGAUUUUCUUACCUUCCCUUCCGGCUUUGAACCUCCCCGGGGACCUUUCAGGACUAACGUCAAGGCCUUUUUGAUGGAGCAUGCACUGUUCCCGCCGCCAACCUCGCUCUUCCCUCAUCUAAUGACCUGGCAGAUCUCCUUUCGAGUCGGCGAUCUGAAGGAAGGCCUCGAUUCGGCCCCUGCAGUUGCCUGUUUGGAUAUCGUUGAGGAGGAUGUCGCUAAAUCCAGAUCCGUGUACUGCGACCAGUGCCGAGUCGUUGGUGAGUUCACUCACCCCGAGUCAGUUGACGUCGAGUCAUUGCAAAAUUUUUUUCUUUCCGGUUUUUCUCCGGUUGCCAGUCGCUUAGGGCGGGAAAUCCAACGCUUCUGUCCUUUUUUUUAAUCCUUUUCCCGAAAAUCGAAAAAUUAAAAUGUCGCGUGUAAAUGAUUGUUUAUCUCAUGAGAUGGAGCGGGCGUCAUAAAUGAACACUUGUUGUUUUUUUGUUUGAUGGUUUCUUGUUAGAAGCUGGAGCUUGGAAAGACCCACAUAUCUUGGUAGGAAUACGGACAACGAGACAGCUAAAUAAACAAAAUGAGACGGUAAACAAGUGUGAGAAGUAGUGUUAUAUCGUGAGAAAACGGGGACGAAUUGGAACGGCUGUUACUUGUAGGCGUGGCUAAUGUGGGGCCCAGCCGACACUGACAUGUAAUUAGUGGAGGAUGCACGAGGCACUUGCACUGAUUUGAUUUGUUUAUUUAUUUUUGGUGGCAACCACUUUCAUCUUUGUCUUUUUGCGGUGGCAUAUUUGUGAUUUGGAUCGAGAUGCGUCCUUCUUAUAUUGUGGGAACGGACUUUCAUGAUGUUUGGCUUGCUUUGCUGUCAUGGGUUUCCUUGUAGUAUUGUCUAACCUAUGCGCUUUUGCCAAGUCACCUAUACCUUAUUACCUCUCUUAUUGGUGGAUAAUCUUUGUUUAAUAAAAUAAUUGCAUUGCACUGCAUUUUAGUUGAGCCUCUUCAUGUUUUGGAGUCGGUAAAGAUGGCCUAAUGGUAUCAAUAUUCACUUUCAUUAACAAAAGAAACACUUAAUUAGCUGUUUAAUGCUGUCCAGUUGAGUUAAUCUUUUAUAUGUAUUGCCACCGGCAAUGUGGGACGCCAAUGAAUUUCUCAGGAUGGAGUGGGCACCCCGUAUGCUGCAAACGUUACCAUUUUAUCAUCAAGGCUGAUGGUAAUUCCAUUGGUGGUUAUCACAAACCGUGCACAUGCUGUGGAGAUGUCCUGCAUAUCUCAGAAUUGAGAUGUAAGACAUGCAACCAUGUGACGACUACGGAUGAUGUUGAAGAUUGGAUAUAUCAUCAGUUAGAAGACACCACUCAUCUUUUACACGGCGUUGUCCAUUCAAAUGGCUAUGGUCACCUUCUUAGGGUCAAUGGCAGAGAAGGGGGCUCCAAGAUCCUUUCUGGAUGUCAUAUCAUGGACUUUUGGGAUCGUUUAUGUAAGACUCUUGGAGUCAGAAAGGUCAGUGUUAUGGAUGUGUCGAAGAAGUAUGGAUUGGAUUACAGGCUUCUUCAUGCUAUAACCAAAGGCCGUCCGUGGUAUGGUGACUGGGGUUAUGAAUUCGGUGCUGGUAGUUUUGCUUUGACCCUUGAUGCUUAUAAGUCGGCUGUUGAAACUCUCUCCAGCAUACCCUUGUCCAUAUUUCUUUCUCAAGGGCGGAAGCCACGCACUCGCUUGCAGGAUAUAAUCUCAUUUUACCAAUCUUUGUCGGACCAUGAGCUUGUAAAUACAAGAGAUCUCUUCUGUUAUUUGAUAAGUUUGAUCCAAAAUGCUCACAAGUCUCCAUCAAGGGUUGAGGAUUCUACCAGCAAGAAGCGUCGUUCUUGCACAGGGAUUUCUCCUUCAUGGAGUAAGGCUGAUGUUGAACAUGUUGAAGAAGCCAUGUUCAGAGUUCUUCGGGCCGUCUCUGGGUCCAACUGGGUAAGUUGGCGUGCGCUGAGAGGUGCUGUUUGCAAAGUGGCUCCCCCCGAGCUCCUUGAUCAUUGCCUUAAGGAACUUGGGGGGAAAGCGGCAGCUGAUGGAAUGAUUGUUGGUACCCGAUGCAAUCCUGAUUCAGGCUCUUUUGAGUACAGGCUUGAGCCUGGAAAUCCUCCUUCAAAUGUUGUCAACAUUGGCAUUGGUUCUUCUAUAAUUACCUGCCCAUCUGAAGAAAAUCUCAUGCAAGACCUGAGAUUUCUUUAUGAAUGCUUGCUACACCCUAGGACCAUGGUGAGUUACGGAACUGAAGCCACAAGGGAUCUUGCUAUUGGUUCAGCUGAAAAGCUUCUCGACUGCAAACAGUUUGUGAAAGAGUACAUGGCUGAGAAGGUAUCACAAAUUACUAACCCACCUGUUAUAUGCAUCUCAUGUGAUGUGGAAAUAAUGGAUCAGACAGAAGAAAAUGCUCCAAACUACCCGCCAGAACUAGUUGUCUUGCCCCCAAAUGCUACUGUUUCUGACCUCAAGCUUGAAGCAUCAAGGGCAUUUCAAGAAGUUUAUUUGAUGUUCAAAAAAUUCCAUGCUGAAGAGCUUCUUGGCUGUAGCGGUGUUGACGAUUCCACCCAGGUCAAACUCUUGUUAGGGUCAACUGAAUUUGUUAGACUACGGGGGAGAUGCCUUGGGAAAAAUGGUCUUUGCAAAUUUAGAAUGGAGAGAGGAAUUGAGAGAUGGACUGUUGAUUGCAAUUGUGGUGCUAAGGAUGAUGAUGGAGAGAGAAUGUUGGCUUGUGAUGUGUGUGGUGUGUGGCAGCACACAAGGUGUUCUGGUAUUCCCGACUCUGAUUCUGUGCCUGCUAAGUUUGUUUGCCAUCGAUGUAGAGCUUCUGGCCAAGUGACCAACUCUAGUGGGUAGUGGAAGGAUGAAACACACUGAUUCUGUUGGUGGCAAUGGCAGCAGCUUUGGAAAGAGCGUGUCAAAUCUGUAUGGUGUCUUUUUGGAGUUUUUAGCGCAAAGUGCAUUUGUACAUAAGAAACAAGCCUAGAAAGUGCAUCAAUGCAGUUGGUCUCUCUUUCCAAUUUUCA
This is a messenger RNA of Hevea brasiliensis (rubber tree), 3500 nucleotides long. RefSeq names its product PHD finger protein At1g33420. The record is from RefSeq and is a predicted model, not a curated record. NCBI's taxonomy places the organism in Eukaryota, Viridiplantae, Streptophyta, Magnoliopsida, Malpighiales, Euphorbiaceae. The transcript is spliced from 5 exons. Bases 1573 to 3330 code for a protein of 585 amino acids.